Molecule: messenger RNA, 1801 nt
Organism: Paramuricea clavata
Lineage: Eukaryota; Metazoa; Cnidaria; Anthozoa; Malacalcyonacea; Plexauridae
Source: the annotation of a GenBank genome assembly
GAUGCAGUAACGCUUUCACAGACGUAUUGACGUGCAAACGAGACGUGAUCAAGGCUUGCUGACGUUAAAAACUUGUGCAAAUUUGGGUGAGCUAGUGGUUUAUUCGUUUUUGUUUGUUGUAAAAUAUAUAUAGUAUUAACGUGUAACUCGGCGUAUAAAGCAUGUUUCAUCCAUUGAAAGUUUUUAAUUCACAAUACACACUAUAGACAGUAUAGGGAUUACAGAUUCAAACCACCUGAAAAGCAUCAUCGCAAGAAUUUCGUUCGCUUCGAGCGAAAGCCUUUCGCUUACUAUUGACCACUGCCUUUACUAUUGUCGCUGCCUACACAGGAACGAAUUAUGUCAUGGCAGAUAGUUCUGGCGACAACUCAUUGGACCGAUUUAUAGUUCUCUGUGUAUUCGCAUUAUGUGCAGUAUUACAGCUGCAGUAAGAUUUAAAAGAAUGAUUCUGCAACCGAUCCUAUACGGCCUUUACUGACAACUUUUCAAAUUUUGUUUUAGAUUUGUCUGAGCAGUAUCCUGUCAUUAUGAUUUCAUCAAGUUAUCAUUGCAACAAAAUUUUUCUCACAAUUGCCAUUGCGCUGACUUUCUCAGCUUUUGGUAAGCAAUUUUAAAUUUUGUAAUAUCCUGAAAUGUUUCUUCGGUAAGAGCCUCUCCUAUAAUUAUAUAUGGUUAGUCUGGUAUAUUAAGGAAAUCUAAACCAAACUAAAUUUAUUUAUAGACGUACUAUAUAGCUCUAUCGACACUGAACUGUUUUCUGUAUAAAGUCCACUAAACUAACUUUAUUUAUUAUACUCAAUAUACUGGAUAACGUUAUCAGUUCAACUGCUCUCCUUGGAGGUCCAGCAAGGACCAGAGUUAAAGGUUGAUUGAUCCAGAGUUUUAUUUAAACUAAACGAACUUUAUUUUUACUGGAUAACUUUAUCAGUGCUAAUGGCCUAUCCAGAGGCAGAGGUCCAGUUUAGCCCAUUUGAUCCUUAGCUCCUUCAGUGUUACUACAGGCGGGAAUAGGAGUAACCAGAAACCUGUGGUGUUUGAGUCAAACUGAAAGCUAGGCUUAGCUAGCUAGCUAGCACUCUUCUCACAUGUGACUGAGGUAAAAGUAUACUCAGACAACUGCAAAUUGCAGGGAUCGAACUUAGUCCAGCGGCAUCAAACUGUGGGCGCACAAAUACUAACCGCGUGCAAUCAUAAACGUACGAGUAAUUUUAUUUUUCAUUCUUUUAGGGAGCGCAUUAAUGUGCAACCAAUGUUAUUACAAAUCAACACACCCUAAGGCACAGCAAGUGUGCGGAAAUGAUACAGUCAACUGUACAACAGGCUACUGUUAUUCAGUGUCUUACACCAGAAGUCGUGACGGGACACUGAUAAUUGCUCGUAGUUGUGACAGCACUAAUGUUAACGACAAAUUCUGUCCAGAUCCUGAUGUCUUUUGCGAGAAAGAAAUUAGCAAGAAUAAUUCAAAAUCGUGUUUUGGAGUGUGCUGUAGUACCGAUAAUUGCAACAAUUAUACUCCCACUAGUGCCACUGGUAUCAUGGUCGCAAAAUUCAGUAUGUGUGUAAUGGUCAUUCUCGGUCUGUUUUUAGCCUAAGUUAAUUGGACAUUGUUUGUCGUUAUUCUUAUAACUUUAUGUAGUUUUAUUCAGACUGUAAGUGAAGUUCGAAUAAGUUUUGUAGUACACUUGAAAAGAACACUCUUGAACUAUGUUGUUUACCAUGACCAUCCCCUAAUAUGAUUAGGAACCAUAUUGAUCUUUAUGAUUUUCAUUGGAUCUUUUCUAAACUGUGUUGAAUACUUGGG